UUAUCUGGGCGUUGUGCCUUUUUCGGGGUGUCUGCGUAACUGCCCAGACUUACCUUGGUUUGGUCAGAUGACACCUCCUCUGGGACUGGCUAGCCAGCGUUCAUGUCUACAUUAUUGAUCUCGUCGUCCUGUGUGUGAGUCACUCACCUGUGAGCUCCUAGAGGUCAGGGACUGAAUCUGGUUCCAUGGGGUCCUCGGGUCCUCGGAGCCCUAGCACAAGGCCCACUACUCAGUUGGCUCUUAAUCAAAUCUGUGAAACGAAUUAUAAAGUUGCUUUUUCUACUAGACCUUUUUGGGACACCAAGGAGCCGGCGUCGGUUGCUUAACUUGGAUGCAGUGCCUGACCUAGAGGGAGGCGAAAGGGUUGUUAGCGUGACGUGACUCUGGUGACCUACACCGAGAAGCUGAAGGGUCUCUUAAGCUCUGCGGCCGGAAGCCAUCUGCUUUUGCGGUUUAUACAGUAGCAACUUUAUCAGAAGUUACCUUUCUGCACACUAGCGUGUGACGUUAAUUUGUCUUCCUGAUUCAUCAAAGGGAGUUUCCGUUGCAGUUGGUGAUGCAGUGGGCCUCUCCCAUUUCUUUUUUCUUUUCAUCCAUUACAAUCAAGGAACGAUUUGCAAGAACAUCCUUUACCUCUGGAAAAUAAGGCAUCCAGGGCUAAAAGUCCCAAAAGAAAGAAGCUGGAAACAAGAUCUGGGGAUCCAAUUUUAAAUUUCACAUUAAUAUUCAGUUAAACUAGACAAGUGCUGAAGUACAUUUUUCCUUCCAGUACUUUGACUCAGAUACCACUUCAUAUUAGACAAAUGUUUUAUAUUCUCUACUGAGUAUUUUGCAUUUUCAUAGGGCUAAUGUCAUUUUCAGUUGUAAUAAUCGAUUGGCAUAGUGUCAAUGGAAAUUUUUUAAGAUUGAGUUUGCAGUGAGCAGACUUUUGGAAGGAACAGUGCUGACAUCCAGUGGAUGCUCAAAGUAAUACAGAGGAGAAAUCUUUCAAAAAAAAAAAAAUGUACAGACAGUGGAAUGGAGAAUGAAUUAUUCCAAAAAAAAAAAAAAAAAAAAGCCACUGUGGGCUGGAUGUGGUAGCUCACCCCCAGAAUCCCAGCGCUUUUGGAUGCCAAAGUGGGAGGAUCCCUUGAGCCCAGAACUUCCAGACCAGCCUGGGCAACAUAGGGAGACCACCCUCUACAUAAAAAAUAAAAAUAGUUUUUAAGCUAACCUAGUGGCGUGAUGGGAUGCACCUACGGUCCCAGCUACUCCAGAAGCUGAGAAGGGCAAAUCGCUUGAGUCCAGGAGUUCGAGUUGGAGGUUACACUGAACUAUGAUAGUACCAUUGCACGCCAGCCUGGGUGACAGAGAGCUUGUCUCUAAAAAAAAAAAAAAGGCUACUGUGUUGUAGAGGAAAGAUCGCAGACUUUGCAAUUAUAAUGUUCGCUUUUGGGACCACUGAGUAAACCAGGCCCUGAUAAUCCAAGCAUGAAUCCACUUCUGCCCUACUUUUAAGGAUUUACAUUCCAUGCAGGAAAGCAGAUAAGCGUAAUUUCUGAAUAAAUAAGACAACAAAAUGAAAUGGAUGCUGGUCAACUCUGAUGGAAAUUUUAGGAAGAAGACUAUGCCUCUGUGGUCUCCCAGCUUCACAGAAAAAAAAGAAAAAAAGAAAGAUGCUCAGAGUGGGGCUGCUGGAGUGUGGUGGCGUGAUCUCGACUCACCGCAGACUCACCUAGGCGCAGGUGAUCCUCCCACCUCAUCCUCCCAAGUAGCUGGGACCACAGAUGCCUUAUUGGAGGAACUGGAACGCUCCACCCUUCAGGACAGUGAUGAAUAUUCCAACCCAGCUCCUCUUCCGCUGGAUCAGCAUUCCAGAAAGGAGAAUAACCUUGAUGAGACUUCGGAGGUCCUUUCUGUUCAGGAUAACACAAGUCCCUUGCCGGCGCAGCUUGUGUAUACUACCAAUAUCCAGGAGCUCAAUGUCUACAGUGAAGCCCAAGAGCCAAAGGAAUCACCACCACCUUCUAAAACGUCAGCAGCUGCUCAGUUGGAUGAGCUCAUGGCUCACCUGACUGAGAUGCAGGCCAAGGUUGCAGUGAGAGCAGAUGCUGGCAAGAAGCACUUACCAGACAAGCAGGAUCACAAGACCUCCCUAGACUCAAUGCUUGGGGGUCUGGAGCAGGAAUUGCAGGACCUUGGCAUUGCCACAGUGCCCAAGGGCCAUUGUGCAUCCUGCCAGAAACCGAUUGCUGGGAAGGUGAUCCAUGCUCUAGGUCAAUCAUGGCAUCCUGAGCAUUUUGUCUGUACUCAUUGCAAAGAAGAGAUUGGCACCAGUCCCUUCUUUGAGCGGAGUGGCUUGGCCUACUGCCCCAACGACUACCACCAACUUUUUUCUCCACGCUGCGCUUACUGCGCUGCUCCCAUCCUGGAUAAAGUGCUGACAGCAAUGAACCAGACCUGGCACCCAGAGCACUUCUUCUGCUCUCACUGUGGAGAGGUGUUUGGUGCAGAAGGCUUUCAUGAGAAGGACAAGAAGCCAUAUUGCCGAAAGGAUUUCUUAGCCAUGUUCUCACCCAAGUGUGGUGGCUGCAAUCGCCCAGUGUUGGAAAACUACCUUUCAGCCAUGGACACUGUCUGGCACCCAGAGUGCUUUGUUUGUGGGGACUGCUUCACCAGUUUUUCUAGUGGCUCCUUCUUUGAACUGGAUGGACGUCCAUUCUGUGAGCUCCAUUACCAUCACCGCCGGGGAACGCUCUGCCAUGGAUGUGGGCAGCCCAUCACUGGCCGUUGUAUCAGUGCCAUGGGGUACAAGUUCCAUCCUGAGCACUUUGUGUGUGCAUUCUGCCUGACACAGUUGUCGAAGGGCAUUUUCAGGGAGCAGAAUGACAAGACCUAUUGUCAACCUUGCUUCAAUAAGCUCUUCCCACUGUAAUGCCAACUGAUCCACAGCCUCUUCAGAUUCCUUAUAAAAUUUAAACCAAGAGAGGAGAGGAAAGGGUAAAUUUGCUGUUACUGACCUUCUGCUUGAUAGUCUUAUAGAAAAAGGAAAGGUGAUGAGCAAAUAAAGGAACUUCUAGACUUUACCUGACAAGGCUGAUAAUCUUAUUUUUUAGGCUUCUAUACAGUUAAUUCUAUAAAUUCUCUUUCUCCCUCUCUUCUCCAAUCAAGUACUUGGAGUUAGAUCUAGGUCCUUCUAUCUAGUCCCUCUACAGAUGUAUUUUCCACUUGCAUAAUUCAUGCCAACACUGGUUUUCUUAGGUUUCUCCGUUUUCACCUCUAGUGAUGGCCCUACUCAUAUCUUCUCUAAUUUGGUCCUGAUACUUGUUUCUUUUCAAGUUUUCCCAUUUCCUUGUGGCUCACUGUCUUACAAUCACUGCUGUGGAAUCAUGAUACCACUCUUAGCUCUUUGCAUCUUCCUUCAGUGUAUUUUUGUUUUUCAAGAGGAAGUAGAUUUUAACUGGACAACUUUGAGUACUGACAUCAUUGAUAAAUAAACUGGCUUGCAGUUUCAAUAA
Symphalangus syndactylus (siamang) is the source of this 3497-nucleotide messenger RNA. It is a transcript of the gene LPXN, whose product is annotated as leupaxin. Gene Ontology annotation, biological process: actin cytoskeleton organization; transforming growth factor beta receptor signaling pathway; muscle structure development. Gene Ontology annotation, cellular component: Z disc; adherens junction; filamentous actin. Gene Ontology annotation, molecular function: muscle alpha-actinin binding; actin binding. The record is from RefSeq and is a predicted model, not a curated record. Lineage: Eukaryota; Metazoa; Chordata; Mammalia; Primates; Hylobatidae.